Mus caroli (Ryukyu mouse) is the source of this 3480-nucleotide messenger RNA. RefSeq names its product ubiquitin like with PHD and ring finger domains 1 (gene Uhrf1). Lineage: Eukaryota; Metazoa; Chordata; Mammalia; Rodentia; Muridae. Gene Ontology annotation, molecular function: ubiquitin protein ligase activity; protein binding. The record is from RefSeq and is a predicted model, not a curated record. Gene Ontology annotation, biological process: protein ubiquitination; negative regulation of gene expression via chromosomal CpG island methylation.
CGGCGGGGCUCCAGGGGUCUGGCCUGGGCGGCGGCGGCGGAUGUGGGCGUGGGCUCUGUGCCUCCCGGGUCUUUAAAGCGCCUUUCCGGGAGGCCAGGGUCUGUGUCCUGAGGGGAAGUUAGGGCAGCCAGCUGUGGGUGGGGUUCAGUACAUCGGCAUCAUGUGGAUCCAGGUUCGAACUAUGGAUGGGAAGGAGACCCACACCGUGAACUCUCUGUCCAGGUUGACCAAGGUGCAGGAGCUGAGGAAAAAGAUUGAGGAAGUGUUUCACGUGGAACCCCAACUGCAGAGACUCUUUUACAGGGGCAAACAGAUGGAGGACGGCCACACACUCUUUGAUUAUGAUGUGCGCCUCAAUGACACAAUCCAGCUGCUUGUGCGCCAGAGUCUGGCACUGCCUCUCAGUACAAAAGAACGGGACUCGGAGCUCUCAGACUCGGACUCUGGCUAUGGUGUGGGUCACAGUGAAUCAGACAAGUCGUCCACGCAUGGUGAAGGGGCAGCUGAAGCGGAUGACAAGACUGUGUGGGAGGACACGGACCUGGGGCUGUACAAGGUCAAUGAGUAUGUGGACGUGCGUGACAAUAUCUUCGGUGCAUGGUUUGAGGCCCAGGUGGUCCAGGUACAGAAGAAAGCCCUAUCUGAGGACGAGCCCUGUAGCUCCAGUGCCGUUAAGACCUCGGAGGAUGACAUCAUGUACCAUGUCAAGUAUGAUGACUAUCCAGAGCAUGGAGUGGACAUUGUCAAAGCCAAGAAUGUCCGUGCUCGUGCUCGAACUGUGAUCCCAUGGGAGAACCUGGAGGUGGGUCAGGUGGUCAUGGCCAACUAUAACGUGGACUACCCCAGGAAACGUGGCUUCUGGUAUGAUGUUGAGAUCUGUAGGAAGCGCCAAACCAGGACGGCACGUGAGCUAUACGGCAACAUCAGGCUCUUGAAUGACUCUCAGCUCAAUAACUGUCGGAUUGUGUUUGUGGAUGAAGUCUUGAUGAUUGAGCUCCCUAACGAGAGGAAGCCUUUGAUCGCUAGCCCCUCGCAACCCCCUCCUGCCCUCCGGAACACAGGGAAGAGCGGCCCAUCCUGCCGGUUCUGCAAGGAUGAUGAAAACAAACCAUGUCGAAAGUGUGCCUGCCACGUGUGUGGUGGGCGAGAGGCUCCUGAGAAACAGCUGUUGUGUGAUGAGUGUGACAUGGCCUUCCACCUGUACUGCCUGAAGCCACCGCUCACCUCUGUCCCCCCUGAGCCGGAGUGGUACUGCCCUAGCUGCCGCACUGACUCAAGUGAGGUGGUACAAGCAGGGGAGAAGCUGAAGGAGAGCAAGAAGAAGGCGAAAAUGGCAUCAGCCACUUCCUCCUCCCGGCGGGACUGGGGCAAGGGCAUGGCAUGUGUGGGCCGCACCACAGAGUGUACCAUUGUGCCCGCCAACCACUUCGGGCCCAUCCCUGGUGUCCCUGUGGGCACCAUGUGGCGCUUCAGAGUCCAGGUCAGUGAGUCCGGUGUGCAUCGGCCUCAUGUGGCAGGCAUCCAUGGCCGGAGCAACGACGGUGCCUACUCAUUGGUCCUGGCUGGUGGCUAUGAGGAUGAUGUGGACAAUGGCAAUUACUUCACAUAUACAGGGAGUGGUGGCCGAGACCUGUCUGGCAACAAGCGUACAGCAGGCCAGUCCUCUGACCAGAAGCUCACUAAUAACAAUAGGGCUUUGGCACUCAAUUGCCACUCCCCAAUCAAUGAGAAAGGUGCGGAGGCUGAAGACUGGCGCCAAGGGAAGCCAGUGCGCGUGGUCCGGAACAUGAAGGGCGGGAAACACAGCAAGUACGCACCCGCAGAGGGCAACCGCUACGAUGGCAUCUACAAGGUGGUGAAGUACUGGCCAGAGAGAGGAAAAUCUGGUUUCCUCGUGUGGCGUUAUCUCCUUCGACGAGAUGACACAGAGCCUGAGCCCUGGACCCGGGAGGGCAAGGACCGCACUCGGCAGCUGGGGCUCACUAUGCAGUACCCUGAAGGCUACUUGGAGGCCUUGGCUAACAAGGAGAAGAGCAGGAAGCGCCCAGCCAAGGCCUUGGAGCAGGGACCCUCAUCUUCCAAGACAGGCAAAAGCAAGCAGAAGUCCACAGGGCCAACCCUCUCCAGCCCCCGUGUCUCUAAGAAGAGCAAGCUGGAGCCGUACACACUCUCAGUGCAGCAGACCAACCUCAUCAAAGAGGACAAGGGCAACGCCAAGCUGUGGGAUGAUGUGCUAAGUUCACUUCAGGAUGGGCCGUAUCAGAUCUUCCUGAGCAAGGUGAAAGAGGCUUUCCAGUGCAUCUGCUGCCAGGAGCUGGUGUUCCGGCCAGUCACCACCGUGUGUCAGCACAACGUCUGUAAGGACUGUCUGGACAGGUCCUUCCGGGCCCAGGUGUUCAGCUGCCCAGCCUGUCGCUACGAGCUGGACCACAGCUCCCCAACCCGGGUGAAUCAGCCCUUGCAGACCAUUCUCAACCAGCUCUUCCCUGGCUAUGGCAGCGGCCGGUGAUGCUAAGACCCAGGCAGAGGGCUCAUGGUUCCAACUUCAUAGUGUGUUUAGCUUGAAGGUGUUGUCCUUCACGUCUGUCUGUGGCAACUCUUCCAAUCUGGUCACCAGUUAACCAGGCAUCUAUAGGAAUCCCAUGUUCUGGCUACCAGUUGGACUUCUGUUUUUCAUUCCCCCACCCCCUUUCUGUAACACAGCCUGCGAUUUAUUGUCCAAGAGAAGGAAAAAAAUUUUUUCUUUCUUUUUUUUUUUUUUUGAGAUGGGUUUAGAAAGCAUUGAGUUUCAUACCAGACCUCAUGUCAUGCUGGUAGUUCUCCCCACAGCAGCUGCCUAGAAACCAUCUGCAGCCAUCUUUGAAAAGCCCAGACAUGUCUUCCUGGCAGCUAUCUGUGUGCUUCAUUCCAGGGGUAGCCCCUGCAGCUGCCCCUCAGACCUUCAUAGAUGCCCUGGCCUGCUAUUCGCCAACACGAUUGCAGAGGGGAGGGCUGUGGCCUCAGGCCAGGGGACCAGCUGGGCUGAAGCUGCAUGUGCCUUGCUCUUGUUACUUCUUCACUACCCUCACCACUGAGCAUUGGAUGUCCACCUUGGAAGCCUGGUUUUCAGAGAGCGCACUGACUAGGUGUCAUGGAAGGCUGAGAUGUGUUAUCAGUUCCAUCUCAUUUUUAACUCAGCAACUGAGAAUUCUGAGGGUUUCUGUAUUAUGGGUUUUUUUAUUUUUAUUUUUUAAAGCGAGAUAAAUGGGUUUCCUCGAUGAAUUUCUUUUGUAGUUACAGCCUGUACUGAGGAGGAUGUUUUCCUUGGUGGGUUUUGUUUCUUUUGUAACUUUACCAAAGUGUGCAGGUGUGUCUCAUGGAAACUGAACCAUUUACUACAGGCAGACUGGACAGCACAGUUCUAAGGGUUGUGUUUUGUUUUGUGUGGGGUAAUUUUUCCUUGUUAGAUUGUUAACAUAUUGCAAUAAAAUAAAAUUCUGG